UCGAAGCAAAACAUCGAUACUUUCGGUGCAUCGAUGUUUUUCCGACAUUCCUAACUUUAAUUUAUCAAAACUAAUCUUUAAUGUAUUUUAAUCUUUGUUCAUUAGCUAAAUUUUUUUAAUUAUACCGGGAUGUCAAGAAAUUUAUGCCGCGCGUGCUUACUAGAGAAAAAAAUAUCGGAGCUUUUUGAUUGGUACAUAUUAAUGGAUAAAGCAAACGAACCGUUGACAUAUCAGGAAUGCUUUCAAAUUUGCACCCAAGUGGAUGUAAAAAAAAGCGGAUGCUACAUCAUCUUAUGUUAAGGAUAUGCAUUUCCUUUGUCAAGACUGCAUUCAGGAAUUGAUAACUUCAUAUCGGUUUUUAAGAAAGGCUCAAAGAUCUGCACAAGAGCUAUAUGCCUUAGCCCAGGGGCAUUAUAAUUUAACUGACAAUAAAAUCAAUGAGUUUGAAUAUGUAAAUAUUCAAGAGUUAGUUAAAAAUGAGGAUUUUAUGGACAAUUCAUCGCUAAUAGAUACUGGAGGCGACCUUAAAUCAGGAAAGGAAUUAUCGAUAUUAUCUUAUAAACACUGUUCUAAAAAUCAUGGUCAACAAAACAACGAAGACGGUCCUUGUGGGAAUUCUUUGUUGCAAUUAAAAGAACCAACUCAUCAAAUAACGCAAGGUUUAAUAACAUCGAGUCUUCAAGAAUUUGCUCUUUCGAAAGCCGAUCGGUCCUUCAACAGCCCUGAAUGUGAAGAAAUCACACUGGAAAAGGUCGAAAAUGGACACGAUGCACCAUUUGUCUCAAUAUCUGAUUGCUUAAAUGAAAAAGAUACAACCAUUAUUGAUAACUCCAAAAAUAAAAGAGUAAGAAAGAAAAAUCCAAAACUAAAUACAAGAGUUAAAGAAGUAGCGCAACGGAAUAAACCGUGUUUAAAAUAUAAGGAAAUGCCUUGUGAGUAUUGUAAUAAAUUAUUUCCGGAGAACAAAUUGAGACAGCAUAAAUCGCGUUAUCAUAGACCUAAGAUCUUUCUUUGCGACAUUUGCCCAAGUUCAUUCAGUAUCGCCAACAAUCUGCGACGACACCAACGCACGCAUGAUUUAAAUCGUCAACGAAACUUCUCUUGCAACGAGUGUGGGCGUAAAUUUUUUACGGAAGACGUCUAUCGGACUCACAUCAAAACACACCAGUCAUCCCGUCAAUCUAAAUUUCACUGCACUCAAUGCGAUAAAGUAUUCCUGCACAAGGGCAGUCUCACCCUCCACAUUCAGAAACACGGUGAACCCAAAAAUGAAUGUAGCGUUUGCUUGAAAAGAUAUGUUAGAAAAGUAGAUUUGGAAGUGCAUAUGCGUAAUCAUUCCGGGGAAUUGCCAUAUCAAUGUCCAUUGUGCGAAAGGGCUUUUAUGACUACCAGUGCUUUAAGAAAGCACGAAUUACUUCAUAACGGUAUCCGGUAUAAAUGCGGCAUCUGUAACAAAGAGUACUCACACCCCUCAAAACUUAGCCGGCAUCGCUUACAUCAUACUGGUCUCCCAUUUAAGUGUGCAAUAUGUGACAGAGGAUUUGCCGAGCCCAAUAAGAUACGAAGACAUAUCAGAUGUGUACACAAAGUAGAAGACGAUUCGCAAAUCAAUAAACUCACCAUCAAGGUGUGAAAAAAAAUUCGAACGUCCGAUAAGAGAGCCAAACAGUUUAUAUUAAGAUUAGUUGUACAUAUAUGUAUGUAUAUUUAUUGGGUUAGGUUACCCUUGAUGGUUGCUAAGUUUAGUUUAGUUUAUUAGUAUGCAUUAAAAGGCAAACAUUUUAAUGAUA
Molecule: messenger RNA, 1790 nt
Organism: Rhagoletis pomonella (apple maggot)
Lineage: Eukaryota; Metazoa; Arthropoda; Insecta; Diptera; Tephritidae
Product: zinc finger protein 600-like
Exons: 5
Coding region: 305-1633 (442 amino acids)
Biological process (GO): regulation of transcription by RNA polymerase II
Molecular function (GO): RNA polymerase II cis-regulatory region sequence-specific DNA binding; DNA-binding transcription factor activity
Source: RefSeq, a predicted model, not a curated record